Schistosoma mattheei is the source of this 2808-nucleotide messenger RNA. The record is from the annotation of a GenBank genome assembly. NCBI's taxonomy places the organism in Eukaryota, Metazoa, Platyhelminthes, Trematoda, Strigeidida, Schistosomatidae.
AUGAGUUUAUCAUCUUCAUCAGCAUCAUUGUUAUCAUGUUCUACUGGGAUGCGUUCUUCUAAUCCAGAUUUUGUUGAUUUGUCAAAUUCAGAUCCGAAACGUUUACGUUUAUGCUUUACAGACAUAAAUAGUACUAUUUUCGCGACUGCUGCUAAUUCCACCACCACCACCACUACUACUAUUACUCCUACUACUGCACAUGUUGACAUCAGUGUAUGUAAUGAAACAAGGGAGCUGAAUAAUUAUCAACAAUUUCCGUCUUAUCUGUUAAAUGAUUCUUAUGAUCAAUGUUCACACUAUCAAGUUAAUAAUAACAAUAAUAAUAGUCGAAUCCAAUCACAUGUUAAAAUCUCUUCUCCAUUAAUAUCGAUUCCAUCAUUAACAAAAGGUGUAUCUUCAACAUCAUCUACAAGUGUUUGGUAUCCAUCAUGCCUUGGAAUUGUAAAUUCUUCUGAACCAUCUUUUGUCCCAACAUCAUCGGAACUACAUGACUCGUCCGUAAUGAAUGAAUGUUCUAGUUAUCUUCAAAUUAUGGACGCAAAUUAUCAUCCGUUAUUAAAAGAUACUCCCCGAUCGACGUCAGUUUAUUUAAAUUCUAAUCUUCCUACUUCGUCCUCAUCGGUUAUGCAUCCUUCAAAUCUUGUACUACAAAAUGUCCAUAAUAGUCCUAGUCAUGGUGAUAGUUCUUGCAAUAGCAACACAUCUAUUGUUUCUACUCCUGGUUCUGCAACUGUAAAUACUACUUCUCCUGUCAUUAACAACAACAGUGAUAGUGCUUCACAAUUGUCGUUACAUACCGAUAAUCCUAGUCAAUCUAUUCCACCGUUUUGUCAUAAUUCUCAACAAAAUUCUAAAUUACAUUUAGUUUAUAAUCAACCACAUUCUAGUUUUUGUAGUCCAGUUGUUUGUAGUUUAUCUGAAUCAUCUAGCUUGAAUUUAUGUGGAAAUAUGCUCAAUACUACUACUAAAUCUACAAGUAACCCUAGUAAUUCAUGUUUACCUUUUAAUUUCGAUAAAAACAAUUCAUCUUUUCUCAAUGAUAAUGGUAUUAAUAAUCAUUUGUAUUCACUAACCUCUUCUAUCCAUGAUAGCCAGUAUCAUCAAAACAUACGACAACAAAUAAAAGCUCCACUUAUUGUGCCUCCUUCACUUCUUCCUUCUCUCCCUUCUCUUCCUAACCAUCCUUAUCCCCAAUUGACCAAUGAGCAUUUGAUGAAUGCUACCACAUCACAUACACAAAUGAUGAUGAAUUCCACCUCAAUCAAUCAAUCAAAUUCCACAGAUUUUAUCGAGACUGAAUCAAUAAAAACAGAGCGUGGUGAAUCAGAAGGUAGAGGAUCAAGUGAAUCUGAAGUAUCUGGUGAUUAUGGUGGUGUCAGAACUGGUGAUAAUUUAAGAAGUGCUAACAAUCACAACAGUAAUAAUAAUACCUAUUCUACUGCUAGCAAUACGAACAAUGGAAGCUUUAGAUUGAUCAAUAAUGAAUUAUUAACAAAUAAAAAAUAUGAUUGUAACAUUGAUGAGAUUCCAGAUGAUGAUUAUCUGACAGGUGAUGAUACUGAUGGGGACGAUUGUACAGAUAGUACUCUUGAUGAUGAAGAAGAUACUGAUUACGAUGAGGUGGACGAGUAUGAUGAUGAUGAUGAUGAUACGGAAAAUGAUAUUGAUGAUCCUGAUAGGGAUUUUGAUGAUGAAGAAGAUAGAGAAGAUGAUGAACUCAGUGAUGGUGGUUGUGGUGUUACUAGUAUAGGAGGAGCAUGUGGAAGAGAUAUCCUUGAGAUGUCUGAAGGUACUGGUCAUUCUAGUUUUACUUGUUCCACGUCAUCUUACCAUAAAUCAGAAUAUGAAAGUGAAUCAAAUCAUACUGGUGCUACUACUUCUCAUCUUAAUACUACUAUUUCUUCUUCUACUACCACUAAUACUACUGAUAAUAAUGCAAAUAAAGUUACUAACUAUGGUAACAAUAAUGAGAUUUUAUUUAAAAAUAAUUCUACUACCCAUGCAAAUGACUUUAGAUUCGGACAGAUAUUUACAACAUCGAUAGAACAUGAUUACAAAGUUGUGGAAGUUGUUCAAAAAUUUAUCCCUAAAUUAAAAUGCAGUCUCUUUGAAUUAUGCUCAUUUUUAAAAUCCGAAAAUCUCGAACUGACGAAUAGCAGUACUACCUCAAUACUAUCAUCCUCUUCCUCUACGUCAUUAUCACGAAACGAAAUAAUCAGUGAACGCAUCAAUAAGGAUCCUGUGUUAAUGUUUAGAGAAUCGUCUGUAGGAAAUUUUUCAAAUCCCAUCUUGCCAUUGUCACCAUCAUCACUUGUACAUGAAUCACAGCUGCAUAAUAAUGAUAUUGAUUCUCAGGUAAAAUCAGUUAGUCAUUUUGACUCGGCUGAAUCCAGUGUGCCAAUCUUUAAAAAUAAUAAAGCAAAUUGUUUUCCAACACUUGGUACUUCUUCUCCUUCAACUGCUCAAAUAAAUGAAAAUAGUACUACAAUUAUUAAUCCCUAUUUAGACGAUUUAUUGUCUUCCUUAUGUUCAUUAUUAGAAACGUGUUUAUUUUAUUUGGUGGAUUGGAUGGCUCAAAUUGAAUCGUUUAAAGUAUUACCGGUUGAAGAUAAAAUGCAAUUGUUGAAUAGUAGUUGGAGUGAAAUUAUCCUACUAGAGUUUAUUCAUUUUUAUGUAACACAGUUAAAUAAUGCUAAACGAACAAAUACAGUAAGUAAUCUUGUUCUGUAUUAUUUCUCUCUACUUUCUCUUUAAAUUUAUUUAUCUUUUUUGUAAUCAUGUUAUCAAAAGACAGAUUAAUUUGUGCGG